GGAAGAAGAGACGAUGGAGAAUUUUACUGCGCUCUUUGGCGCUCAGGCUGAUCCACCACCGCCACCAGCUGCCCUCGGCUUCGGCCCAGGCAAACCUCCACCCCCUCCUCCGCCUCCUCCGGGCGGAGGACCCGGCACUGCCGCUCCUUCCUCCGCGACCACAGCCCCGACUGGUUCGGACAAGUCUGGGGCCGGUUGUGGCCCCUUCUACCUGAUGCGGGAACUGCCCGGCAACACAGAGCUGACAGGCAGUACCAAUCUGAUCACACACUACAACCUGGAACAUGCCUAUAACAAAUUCUGUGGGAAGAAGGUGAAGGAGAAGCUAAGUAAUUUCCUGCCUGACCUUCCAGGAAUGAUUGACCUGCCUGGUUCCCAUGAUAACAGCAGCCUCCGCUCCCUCAUUGAAAAGCCCCCAAUUCUUAGUGGCUCUUUUAAUCCUAUCACAGGGACCUUGCUGGCUGGCUUUCGCCUCCAUACUGGCCCGUUGCCGGAGCAGUGUCGCCUGAUGCAUAUUCAGCCUCCCAAGAAGAAGAAUAAACACAAACAUAAACAGAGCCGUACCCAGGAUCCUGUCCCCCCAGAAACACCAUCCGAUUCAGAUCACAAAAAGAAGAAGAAGAAAAAAGAGGAGGAUCCUGAGCGGAAAAGAAAGAAGAAAGAGAAGAAGAAAAAGAAGAAUCGACACAGUCCAGACCACCCAGGUAUGGGCAGCUCCCAGGCCAGCAGCAGCAGCAGCCUUCGCUAA
Messenger RNA from Elephantulus edwardii (Cape elephant shrew), 748 nucleotides. RefSeq names its product mediator complex subunit 19 (gene MED19). Gene Ontology annotation, cellular component: mediator complex. The coding region runs from base 14 to 748 and encodes 244 amino acids. The record is from RefSeq and is a predicted model, not a curated record. The transcript is spliced from 5 exons. Gene Ontology annotation, molecular function: transcription coregulator activity; transcription factor binding. Gene Ontology annotation, biological process: positive regulation of transcription by RNA polymerase II. NCBI's taxonomy places the organism in Eukaryota, Metazoa, Chordata, Mammalia, Macroscelidea, Macroscelididae.